AUGGAUCAGUUUCCUUCAGCUGUUCUACUGGCACGCUUGGAGGAUGUGAAGAUCAACAACAAUGUCUUAUAUCGUCUUGUGCGUCCUACAGAAACUGACUCAGUGGAAUCAGUAGACAAAAUGGUCAAUGUGGUGCCUUUCAGAAGGAUCUAUAGAUUUGAUCGCAAGGAUGAUCUUAAUGAUUUUAAAGUGGAACUGUUAAAGCGACCAUUGGUUCUACAGCCUAUUGUACACCUUGGACGUGGGCUUGGCUCCGGCAGCAUGGCAUGUGGCAUGUGUUACAAGGAUGACAAGUGGAUAUUGCUUGUUAACCAAACACAUCCAAAGGUACUCAGCAGACUCCAGAUUGGUCUUGAUGCUGCCAAGAAUGCAAUUGCUCGAGGUCCAAUCAUUUUUGCUUUUACCAAACUUAUAGAGAAGAUGUACCGCAACACACUUUCCAAGAAAGAGCAGGAGGAAGCUGCAUCAAAACUUGAUUUGUUUAAAAGCUAUUUUCGCUAUGCUGAGUGGGAAUAUGGCGACCUCAUCAUUCGUUAUCAUGGCUACGCAGCAAUCUUUGGCCGAGGAGGUGGCUUGCGGGACAUAGCAACAAUGAAUCUGACAUUUGACUUCGAAGAUUUAACCCAUGAUGAGAUUAGCUGGAAAGGCUUGGGUGCAGAGUAUUUUCCAAAACCACACUUGGCCCCUGUCACUGAAGAUGAAAUAAGAGAGGUUUUACCUGCAUGGACAAUUAAUGGUGUGUCACCACUAGAAAAUAUAGGUGAACACAUACCAGCAGAUCAUUACUCCUAUGCUCAAGCUGGCAAGUUGUAUGAGAGCUUCCGCAAAAAGAAGAGGUGGCAAAGACAAGAAAAAGAGAACAGUUUAUCAGGAAGGUUGCCGUUUAAGGAGGGAGCUUCUUACAAUGAUGUAAACCUUGAGGUUGUUGAUGAAGUUCAUGACUAUGACCAUUUAACCUCUUCUGGUUACACUGCCUACCAAGAGGAUGCUCCUGUGCAGAAUGUGGCCUAUGACAAUUAUGGUGAUGACAGGGGCAGGCUAAAGCAGGGGCAAGAGAGUUAUGAUGACAAUGAACAUGGUGAUGAUGGAUUUUAUGAUGCACACAAGGCAGAGCCUGUCCAGAGUAGUGUGGCAAGAAAGAUUGAUGGGUAUGGUCACAUGUAUCCUGACGUCAAGAUCAGGACAGCAGAAACUGCCAAGAGCAAGAUUCGAUCUUAUGAAAAUACAUCAAGAUUUCCAGCGUCUUCUGGUGCUGCCCCUUCUAGCUCGCGAACCUUUAGACUACACUGAUGCUGGUAUCACGUCACAGUUCACAAG
Messenger RNA from Pomacea canaliculata, 1317 nucleotides. RefSeq lists its product as uncharacterized. The record is from RefSeq and is a predicted model, not a curated record. NCBI's taxonomy places the organism in Eukaryota, Metazoa, Mollusca, Gastropoda, Architaenioglossa, Ampullariidae.